Messenger RNA from Pseudogymnoascus destructans, 510 nucleotides. RefSeq lists its product as uncharacterized. The coding region runs from base 1 to 510 and encodes 169 amino acids. NCBI's taxonomy places the organism in Eukaryota, Fungi, Ascomycota, Leotiomycetes, Thelebolales, Thelebolaceae. The transcript has 4 exons. The record is from RefSeq and is a predicted model, not a curated record.
AUGGCGAAACUCAAGGCACAUGAAGAACUCUCCACUAAUGCGAAUACUAUCAAAGCUCGCAACUGCGUCUCCAACCUUACUGAAGAUGAGAAGGCUGUUCACUUAGCACUCAAGGCUGACCAUGCUGAUCUGAGCUACUACUUAAAGAAGUUAUAUAAGUCUGCAAAGUCGCGAGAUAUUUUAAAUGACGAGGCUGUUCUACCGGAUGAGCUUUCCGAUGAAGAGAUCACUAGCACCCAGGCUCUCUUAACUCAAGCGCACAUUGAUGCCCAUGAAGAGUCCAAUUUCCGCAAGUGGCAACAUUUCUGGGAUAGCUGUAUCCACUCAUAUACGAGAAAGGCUGGAAAGCUGAGAAAGAAGCCUGAGCGUCUCUUUGAGUAUAUGCCGUGGAUUGAUGUAGAGGAAGGCUUCAAAGAGGCGUUCUUACUUGUCUACUCUAAGAAGUUUGAUAAGGAAAAGUGGGCUAAGGUAUCAGCUGCACAGGAUAUGUUGUUCCUGGAGCUAGAGUAG